GAGGCUGCUGAGGUCUUUGAGUAGAGUUUGAAUUUGAUGUGCAUAGAAUAGGGAUGCGGGAUGUGAGUGUUGGGACACUGAGAUGUAUCUGAUGGCUGAUCACACAAGGUUCUGGCUGCAUCUGAACUCUGCACUAAAUCCGAUAAUGUACUAAGCACAGCCUCACAAGUGGAAGCUCCGGGGUCUUCUUUAAAAACAAGUCUGCCACAUUGUAAAAAGUUACUGCAACCGCCACUCUCCACCCCCUCUGGGAUCCCCUGCCGGAGGAAGUGACAACUUCCACAGUCCACACAGAGCCCUCACUUCCAUCCUGAUUGUGGUUUGUCGUUCUGCAGGGACUUGAUUUCCUCUAAAAUUCAUGGAUACAUUUCUGACGGAACCCAGACACAGGUAGUAAGGGUUGUUAGUGGAUGGACCCUCUCACUUAACCCCACAUCUAAGGAAGAAUGGCGUUUGAUUCCUCAUCUCUUAUCCUGCCUGAUAUACAACAGCACUUCAAUAUCCAGAUUGCAGACACUACUCCGAGUGGCCCUUUGAAGGACUUCUGCAACUUGGAGAGUGAGAGGCAUUAUGACAUUAUUCCCACUGUGAUUUGCUCGCUGUGUUGUCUCUUUGGACUUGUGUAUACCUUUUUUGGCUACAGAUGUUUCAAGGCCAUCAUGUUUCUGUCGGGCCUGCUGGCAGGUUCUGCAGUCAUCUUCCUGCUAUGUUACAAGGAGAGGAUUCUGGACACACACCUGAGCUUGGAGCUGAGUGCAGGCAUUGCUCUAGGCAUUGGUCUGCUGUGCGGACUGGUAACCAUGCUAGUGCACAGCGUGGGCCUGUUUAUGACAGGCCUGUUGCUUGGACUUCUUUUGGCCAUCGCCUGCCUGGUGGGUCUUGAACAGUUUUACCACCCUCCCACUGCAUGGAUUCCAGUAGGUUUGAUGAUGGGCUCCGCCAUGCUUUGUGCUGUAUUGACACUGCAAUGGCAGAAGCUUUUCACUGUGCUUUCCACUGCAAUAUUUGGGGCUGCUAUCCUGACUGUGAGCGUGGAUUAUUUUGUUGAACUGAUGCUGCUGGUACAGUAUGUGUAUGAUCGGCUCCGUUUGGAUGCCUCUUUUCCACUCUGCUGGUUCAGCUGGGUAGUCCUGGCAAUGUGGCCAUUACUAAGCAUCCUGGGAAUUGUAAUUCAGUGGAAGUUGACGGCUGAAGGGUUCUCUCAUACCAAUGUGAUAAUAAGCAGACGCCAGAAACGCCUCCAGCUUUUGAGAAUUAGACAGAAAGAAGCCAAGAAACGUCAUCAUGUUGCCCCUCAAGAGGGUACUUAUCGACGGAAGGCCAAUCCCAUGAAGAGGUACACUGGGGAUAUUCUUGCACCGAGUUACCUCCAGAGCCUAAGAGACAGACAAACAGGCACUGGGACAUCUACGAGUAGCUUAAGCACAAACAUACAAACAGUUGUGGACAUGGACUACGAAUGUGGUUCCACCGUGCCGCUUACAGCAACUACCCCAGUGAUACGUGUCUGAUAGGAAGUGGCCUUCCCAGGAGGUCCCACAUGACAUAGAAAAUCAUGUCGGCAUCGGAAUAGGAUCCUUUCUGUGCCUUAUAAGGUGGUCUUUUCCUCUUCUGCUUCUAUUACUUGUGCUGGAGUUUUGCACAGUGAAGACUAUUUGAGCGAUAGAAGAAAUCUCAAGUAUGGAUCCAUUGCAGACAGCAGUCCUCUUUUUGCAGCCUUAAGUGUUUAAAUUCUGUCGUAUGAUCAUGUGCAGAUGGAAGCAGGGCAAGGUUGUGGGAUCCUACACCUCUGAAUACACUCACACAAUUCAACCUUAAAUUAUUUCUUCAGGUGCAGAUUAUAACAAAAAAAGUCUCAGCUAGCGUAUGUUUCAGUGCAUUUCAAGAUAAAUAGAUGGGCAUUAGAACGGUAAAAAAAGGAAUCAUUUUCCACCUCAGUUUUAAUUUCCUGUUCCAGACCAACAGAAAUCUAGUUGUGAUGUGUUCUUAGGUAGCCAGGAAUUGUUGCUGAUUAUGACCAUAUGUUACGGUUUUGUGAUACCUAUAGGAGUUUACGACACAUAAAACGCUCUCAAGGAUUAUAUGUUCAUUUCUGGUGGUGCUAAAACUUGUCUGAUAUGAAGUUCUUCCUGUGGAAUUGUGAGCGCGGAGAAGCUCAGGAACCCCUACGGCAGUUAACGAAGACAAACAGCAAUAAGAUACAAAAGAAAUCAGGAUACUAGUGAAAAGGAUUUAUCUUUAGCUUGCUGUCUGAUGUUUGUGGUUCACAUGCUUAUACACAUAUUCCUCAUGCCUUCAUCUGACUAAUUCUAAACUAAUAAUAAAAUAAAUAAGAUGUUUAAGGAUAAAUGAAGAAUUAAGAAAAUAUAUACCAUACAAAAGAAUGUCAGAGUUGUAGUAAUUAAAAAAAAUAAAAAAAAAUAAAAAAUUGUAAAGAGAAAAAAAAAGCAUUUUAUAUUCUAUUAAAGGGACAUUCCACUGCAAUAAUUACAUGCUCUGAUUAAUUAACUCUGCAAAGGGGAUAAACACAUAGUUAAAGUCCCUUUCAGAGCUGCUGCUGCUGCCAAGUUCAUCUCAGAUGGGGAAUGGCAGGGUUGAGCAACUACCACUGCUGAUUACCUCUGGGCCUGCAGAUCUCUGUGCCUCACAAGUGGAACUUUUACUAUGUGUUUAAUUUGCAGGGGUUAAACACAUAGAUUUGGAGCAUCAAUAGUGUAAAAACUGCACACCCUAACAAAUUAGAGUAUGCAAUUUGUGCAGUAAAAUGUCCCUUUAAGAAGUGAUUUUUUUCAACAAUAAAUUAAAUAAAAAGUUAUUGCUGUGAAAUGGAAGACAAUUUUAUUUUAUAGUCAUGAACCUGCCACUAAGUAUUCCCAUAUAAAACAAAGAAAAGCUCUAUAAGUGCCCAUAUAAAGGAAGAUAUUUUUAUGUAGAAAUGUUUAUAUUCUUAUAA
This is a messenger RNA of Bombina bombina (fire-bellied toad), 2953 nucleotides long. Its product is annotated as transmembrane protein 198. The record is from RefSeq and is a predicted model, not a curated record. Gene Ontology annotation, cellular component: plasma membrane; vesicle membrane. Bases 447 to 1511 code for a protein of 354 amino acids. The transcript is spliced from 6 exons. NCBI's taxonomy places the organism in Eukaryota, Metazoa, Chordata, Amphibia, Anura, Bombinatoridae.